AUGUUAUUGUUGGCCAACCCUCGUCGCAACGCUUUCAACUGCGCAGGAGUUUGGAGGAAACGCCUUUCUACUAUCAAUAACACGAAAAUCAAUCAUGAAGACUGCGAUAUUGUGAUUGUGGGGGGCGGACCGGCUGGCUUGGCCCUUGCUGCUGCUCUUGGUUCGUCGCCAUCUUUGCGCCGAAAUCUCAGUAUCACCCUUGUAGAAGGUGGAGAUCUGAAAAAAGCUGAGGGCUGGGCACCAAUACCGGGGUCGUUCUCCAAUCGCGUCAGCUCCCUAACAAACACUUCACAGACCUUUUUGAAAAGUCCGUCGAUUCAAAAUUGUAUCUAUCAUAUCCUUCUUACCUCUACGACAGGAAUUGGAGUAUGGGGCCAUAUCGACGAGGCCAGAACCUGCGGCAUCGACGAGAUGCAGGUAUGGGACGGAAUCUCUGGCGCACGAAUCGCCUUUUCUGCCUCGGAGCUGAAUCUGGAGAAACCCGAACUCGGAAUGGCGCGAUUAACAGAAAACUUCAACUUGCAACGCGGACUUCUGAGACGCCUAAAGGACCUUCCAGAAGUAAGGUUACUGCAGCAGACAAAGGUGAAGUCUAUCGUCCAGGACGUGGAAGAGCACAGACAAUGGCCUCUUGUCUAUCUUGAGAAUGACCGAGUCCUCAGGGCUCGGCUCUUGAUAGGUGCUGACGGAUUUAAUUCCCCUGUGCGGGCAUAUGCGAAUAUUCCUUCAUUCGGAUGGUCUUACGACACUCAAGCAAUCGUUGCGACCAUGACACACCCACCUCGUGGCGCAUUCGAAGGGCCAAACACAACUGCAUACCAGAGAUUCCUUCCCACAGGACCUAUCGCUUUCCUCCCCCUCUCUCCCACUGCGUCUUCCCUCGUGUGGUCAACAAAGCCUCAGCUUGCCGCAGCUCUCCUUGCUUGUGAACCGCCCGUUCUGGCAAGCAUGAUAAACGCUGCAUUCCGCCUCCCAGAAUUGUCAGUCAGGUAUCUCCACACUCGAAUUCUUGAAGCUCAAUUAUCUGGCACGCCCAUAACGCCGUCCGAGAUCCAACAGGAAAUAUCAUGGCGUGAACAGUCGCAUUCCAUUGAUCAACACUCUAUAUACGCCUCAGCUAACGCUGCAGCGACUAUCGGCAUGCCAUUAGAGGGUUCUGAAGCCGUUCCGCCCCUGGUAACAACUUUACAACCUGGGACUGUGGCUUCGUUCCCAUUACGCCUUAACCACGCAGAAGCGUACAUUGGCGAAGGUCUUGGAGCUCGCACGGCUCUCGUUGGAGACGCCGCACACACCGUUCACCCCCUGGCAGGCCAAGGUUUGAACAUGGGUCUGGGGGAUGUAGAGUCAUUGGCUAGAUGCAUUGAGAAUGCUUUCCUCCUUGGUGGCGAUAUUGGUUCACACACCGCUCUGCUUCCCUACGCACAAGACAGAUACCUGGAAAACCACAUAUUGAUGGCGACUAUCGACAAGCUUCACAAGAUAUAUUCAACAGAUCUGCAACCAAUUGUUUGGGCUCGUUCUGUUGGCCUCGAGGUGUUGAACGAGCUAGACUCGCUCAAGGCGGCCAUUAUGCUGACAGCGGGUUCUCGAACUGAUGACGCUCAACGAACAAGUGCCACUGCAUGGAAUGUGGUUGCCAAAGGUGUGGAGACUCUGGUCGCCGCCGCUGAUGCCUCUAAAAUACUCGCUGGGGGUCUUCAAAAUCUGCUCUCUUCAAAUUUGCAAAGGUUAUUGAAUACCGAGGGAGCACCUGGACAACAAAAACGAGUGUAA
Molecule: messenger RNA, 1776 nt
Organism: Laccaria bicolor S238N-H82
Lineage: Eukaryota; Fungi; Basidiomycota; Agaricomycetes; Agaricales; Hydnangiaceae
Exons: 5
Coding region: 1-1776 (591 amino acids)
Biological process (GO): ubiquinone biosynthetic process
Cellular component (GO): mitochondrion
Molecular function (GO): FAD binding; 2-octaprenyl-6-methoxyphenol hydroxylase activity; oxidoreductase activity, acting on paired donors, with incorporation or reduction of molecular oxygen, NAD(P)H as one donor, and incorporation of one atom of oxygen
Source: RefSeq, a predicted model, not a curated record